AUGGUCGUCCUUGCGGCUUCGAUUUGCACCCGUGGAGGGAAAGCUGUCCUCUCGAGACAGUUCCGAGAGAUGCCACGAUCGCGUAUAGAAGCUCUCCUUGCCUCGUUCCCGAAACUCGCCGAUAGCGGUACACAACACACCAUCGUCGAACAAGACAACGUUCGAUUUGUCUACCAACCCCUCGACGAGCUUUACAUGGUCCUCAUUACCAACCGCCAGUCGAACAUCCUGCAGGACAUCGACUCUCUGCACUUGUUUGCACAGGUGGUGUCCAGCACCUGCAAGAGCCUCGAUGAGCGCGAGAUCGUUAAGAAUGCCUACGAACUGCUCAGUGCCUUUGAUGAGCUAGUAACCCUCGGGUACCGCGAGAAUCUUACCAUCAGUCAAAUCAAGACAUUCCUUGACAUGGAGAGUCAUGAGGAACGCAUCCAGGAGAUUAUUGCACGAAACAAAGAAUUGGAGGCCACCGAGGAACGAAAACGGAAGGCGAAGCAGCUCGAGAUGCAGCGUAAGGAUGCAGCUCGCAGUGGUCGUCCUGGUGCUAUGGGUGGCAUGGGCGGCGGUAUGGGCAGCAGUGGUGGCAUGCCCCGAAGCCCUUCUUAUCCCUCAUACAACCCUCCUUCGCAAUCGAAUACCAGCACAUACGACUCAUACGAGGCUGAGAAGAAUAAGUCCUUCGGCAAGCCCCUGGCCCCCAAAGCCAAAGGUAUGCAAUUGGGCAAGAAGUCCAAGACGACCGAUAUGUUUGAGCGAGUCAGAGGUGAUAUGGGUAGCGAGAUCGACAAUUCGCCUCUUGUUACACCCGCACCUCAACAGCAAGCUGAAACACCAGAGCCCCGUGUCUCGUCGACCUUCGACCGUGAUGCCAUCCACGUCGCCAUUUCAGAGACCAUUUCGGCCAAGCUAUCUCGAGAGGGCGCUGUUAACUCACUAGCUGUCAGCGGUGACCUCGUUCUGAGAAUCUCGGACCCCAGCUUGACAAAGAUCAGGCUUGGUCUCCAAGCUGUUGCGUCUCACGGAGUCCAGUUUCGCACUCAUCCUAAUGUUGACCGAAAUCUGUUCAACGGCUCCAAGAUCAUCCAGAUGAGCAACACUGCUCGCGGGUUCCCAGUCAACAAUGCCGUCGGUGUUCUACGAUGGAGAGCUUCUCCCAAGGUCGACGAUCCCAGCGCAUGCCCGAUUACAUUCACCGUCUGGAUUAACAAAGAUGGGGACAAGUACAACAUCACAGUUGAAUACGAAUUGACAGGCGGUGACGCUUUGAACGAUGUCAGCGUCGUCAUUCCUUAUGCGGGCAGCGAGCCUGUUGUUUCUAGCUUUGACGCUACUUACGAUGUUUCCGGGGACGCAAUUGAGUGGUCCAUUGGUAACGUAGAUGACGAGAACCCUAACGGUUCGUUUGAAUUCGAGGCAGAGUCAGGCGAUGAGAACGAUUUCUUUCCAAUGACUGUCCGAUUCAACAGGAGUACACCAUACAUUGAUGUUGAUGUCAACACCGCGUCUCUUCUGGAGGAGGAUGAGGAGGUGACAUUCUCCAAAGAAAUCAAGUCUCAUGCAGACAACUUCUUGGUAGAAUAG
Messenger RNA from Fusarium poae, 1578 nucleotides. RefSeq lists its product as uncharacterized. Gene Ontology annotation, biological process: Golgi localization; endoplasmic reticulum to Golgi vesicle-mediated transport; retrograde vesicle-mediated transport, Golgi to endoplasmic reticulum. Lineage: Eukaryota; Fungi; Ascomycota; Sordariomycetes; Hypocreales; Nectriaceae. Gene Ontology annotation, cellular component: COPI vesicle coat; cytosol. The record is from RefSeq and is a predicted model, not a curated record. The transcript has 5 exons. The coding region runs from base 1 to 1578 and encodes 525 amino acids.